AUCAUGGACAAGCUCAACCACCAGAAGGCCCUCGCCGAGGAGAAGCUCGAGGCUGCCAACUAUGAGCUCAAGAGUUUGAGGGAUGACUUGGAGAAGCUGAGGUUGCAUCCCGAAAAGAAGGACGAGCUGGAGAAGACUAAGGGGCAUGCUAGAGGACGAUGUGAAGAAGUUUAAUCUUCUGAUUGAGGAUGUUGGGAGGAAGAUUGAGGAGAUGGUGAAGGUGCUGGCAGAGAAGGAGAAGGUUCUGGAGGCGAAGGAGCGGGAGAACCAUAGGGUUUGCGAGGAGAACAGGGAACUAAGGAGGAUGGUGGAGGCGCAGCCUGUUAAUGCGAGGGAUGUGGAGAGGAUGAAGAGGGAGUUGCAGGCUUUGGAGAGGGAGAUCGAGGUGGGCGAGCUUGCCAGGAAUGUUUGGGAGGACAAGUCCCAGGAACUGGAGAAUAGUCUUUCUCACGAGUUCAAGGACCUUGAGGCGCUUGCUUUGGAUUGCAACCAAGAGCUGAGGAGGUUGAAGAUCGGUGAUGAUAUUCAGUAUCAGUUGAAUGCCAAGGGAACUAGGCUGCUGAGAUUAUGGGUUUUGACCGUAAAUUGAGUCUGAAGCCUGCACUUAACUCGUACACUGAGGACAUUAAGAAGAUUUCUAUGAGGAGAUGGUAAGAGUUAAUUUCCUAUCAGCAAAUGUCCAAUGAAAAUGCUUCUGGGCUUGAGGAAAAAAGAAAUAAUGUUGCAACAGUGCAGUCACAGAUUGAUAAAGGUAUCUUGGAUUCCAGGCAUCAUCCCCUUUAGACCACAGAAGUAAAUGUGAGCCCCGUUGUCGAGAAGUUUGAAGAUCUCAUCGCGAUAUUCCUCAGUCUUAUCCUGAACAUACAUCUUGCUUCCGCUCCUGUUCUUCUG
Molecule: messenger RNA, 891 nt
Organism: Arachis duranensis
Lineage: Eukaryota; Viridiplantae; Streptophyta; Magnoliopsida; Fabales; Fabaceae
Product: kinetochore protein NDC80 homolog
Exons: 4
Coding region: 146-589 (147 amino acids)
Source: RefSeq, a predicted model, not a curated record